This is a messenger RNA of Maudiozyma barnettii, 699 nucleotides long. RefSeq names its product Mcm22p (gene MCM22). The record is from RefSeq and is a predicted model, not a curated record. The transcript has a single exon. Bases 1 to 699 code for a protein of 232 amino acids. Lineage: Eukaryota; Fungi; Ascomycota; Saccharomycetes; Saccharomycetales; Saccharomycetaceae.
AUGGAGGAUACUAUAGACGAUUAUGUGAGGAGUUUGGAGACUCAAUUGGAAAAUAAAGUCGUGUUUUUGAAGCAAUCUAGGGAUAGUCUCAAGAAACUACGACAAGAGUACAAAGAUGAAGAAGCGCAAGACAUAAAUCCAGACAUAUGGAAGGCAUUCAUGAAGAAACCUGUCAUGUAUGUGGAGAAGUCAGAUCCAAUUGGUUUGAGUCUUGCUGAUGUUGAUGUAUAUUUACGAAAUGAGUCGUCGCUGGACUGGAUCGAAAUGAUGACUGGGAAAGAGAUGAAUUAUUGUACUACAUUGAAGGAAUCCAUUAAUAAUCAACGUAAUAUGAAUAAGGAUCUGUCGACAUUGAUAGGUUUACUUGAACAAGAUGAUCUAGAGACGGAGGAGGUUGAAGAGAUACCUGUAGCGUCCAAUUUGUUGGAUCAAAAUCAGAAACUAUGGGAUUCGCUUCAAUUGUUUACUAAAGAGGUAUUAUGUAAAAAUGAAAAUAACCGAAUCGAGAUAUAUAAUCUAUUGAAACGAUUAGUUAAAUUCGAUCCUCUUCUUACCGUCUCUGAUUUCAGAAUCUCUCAUGAAUCCGAAAGAUUGUAUAGGUUGUUAUCGAAGGCUAAUCUUGUCGACGUCAUCCAUAUUGACAACAAUACCAAUUCCCAGGUGAGAUUGAUCAAUUUUAAUGACAACGACCUGAGUUAG